GACACGUCCAGUUUGUUUGAGAUGAACUUGUUUUAGAUGCUUCCUUUUCACCACAAAGACUCAUUAUAUAUUUAACGUCAUUACUUUACUGCUGGUGUUGGUUUAUUUAGCCGAGCGUCAUUACAUUAACGUUACCUGUUACAUUAGCUACAUUUACGCUAAUUUACGUACGUCAACUAACUCAGAUAUGAAGCCCGCGCGAGGCUCUAACCGGGCGGCAUCAAAAGCACCAAACCUGAAAAACAAGACAAAAUCAGACAAGACGACGAGUAAACAAGCACCGCAGCAUCGGGAUCCGGAGCCCAGUGACGGUCACCAUGGCAACAGCACUCACUCAAAAACAGCACAGAAACGGAAAGCUGAAGGAUCAUCUUCAGUCGUCCAAAAAGUCAAAAGUCAGGAAAACUUACCAAAGUCAACCAUCAUUGCUCUGGAGAACAUAAUGGACUUGUCCAUACUAGCAACUCUUGCCUUGAGACGGACAGAGAAGAAAGAGAGCCAGGAGCAUCUAAACAUAGUGAAAAACAGGUUCCUUACUCACUGUGCACAGCUCAAAGUUCAAGUGCAGAAACAAAAAGAAUUGGAUCAUUCAUCUCACCGCCACCAGGAGGAGGCCAAGAAGUCUGUGGCUGGAAAGAAAACUCUGAGCUCGCUGGAGGAAGACUUGAGGGCUGUGGUCAGUGCUCUUGAGAAGACAGAGGAACAGACCGUCUCUUUAGAGCACGCAUGCAGCACAUUGAGAGCAAGUGUGGAAGAUGAGGAGGAGAAAGCUAAAGAGAUCUUACAGAUAACUGAGCAAGCAGUCCUCAACCUCCCCCCUCUCCCUCUACAAAAGGAUCGAACCACAUUAGAGGCUCAGAUGAGAAAAAUGAUACCAGACACAGACUCUGAGACCGCUGCACGAAAACUGGGAGAAAUCUUGCAGAAAUCGGACGCCAUUCAGGAUGCCCAGGCACUAUUUAUGAAAGCACACAAACAUGCUGAUCAGCUGCUCAACCUUGACCUCCCACCAUUCAUCCCUGUCACUGGUGCUCCUUGUUCAAAGGAAACCUAGACAAAACUCUCCUUACUCUGUGCAGAAAAGAAUUUAAAAAAGAAAUUACAAAUCUAACACGUUUGAAAAUGUACGCAAAUUUUUUUUAAUGUUGUUUUUUACUUUCGGGG
This is a messenger RNA of Scomber japonicus (chub mackerel), 1164 nucleotides long. It is a transcript of the gene cenpq, whose product is annotated as centromere protein Q. Lineage: Eukaryota; Metazoa; Chordata; Actinopteri; Scombriformes; Scombridae. The record is from RefSeq and is a predicted model, not a curated record. The transcript is spliced from 8 exons. The coding region runs from base 188 to 1054 and encodes 288 amino acids.